Molecule: messenger RNA, 5040 nt
Organism: Chara braunii
Lineage: Eukaryota; Viridiplantae; Streptophyta; Charophyceae; Charales; Characeae
Source: the annotation of a GenBank genome assembly
UGUAUAUUGCUUGAUUGUUCUACCCCUGUUCCCACUCUACCUACCCCCCCUGUAGUCUGUGAACACCGGCACCUCUCAAGUACCGCAUCAGUUCAGACUGAUGUCGACGGAACAGGACACCGGGGCACUGCCAUGGCGCAGUGCCAGGAUCGCAGUUCGUGUCCGCCCUGCGGUACCUCCAAGACCCAAGAGAUUCAGCAGACGGACGACCCCAGCGGCAUCAAGUACGGCUUUGAAAGUACAAGACACCACCGGAGAUCUUGCAGCAUGCCCGGUCCGAGAGGCCAGCGAGCCUUGGGCUGACUAUCGUGGGCGGCUACAGGCAUUUACAGACGCCGUAGCCGCCGCUGAGGCUCAGCAGGCUGCGGCAGAGGCAGAACGUCAGCGGCUGGCCAAUGAGGUGGCAGCCGAAGCUCAGCGGACAGCUGAGACUGACGAAGCGGCACGAAACAGACGGAAUGCUGCCAGCACGGAGUUCCUGAUUGCUAGUGAGCAUCAGUGGACAACGGAACUCCAAGGCAUGAUCUUUGUGCCUACGGAAACGCAGGCGGAACCGACACAGGCGGAGGCAGAGAGAAGUAACCUGGCUACCGUGAUGUUGAACGUAAUGAGGGGAGUAAUGUGGAACAACAAACUACUGCAGGCACACCUGCACGCGGAACGACAGCAAAGACAGCAGUACCAGCAAGACCUGGCCGCUGUAACGGCCGACGUCCGCGACGCAGCAAAGCAGCAGCAGCAACAUCAACAGCUGAUGAACUCUACCAUCGCACGCAUCAACGGCAUUGAGGCCAAGGCCUCGGCAGCGCCAGGCUGCACGACGGACGUGACGAAGCAAAUCAACGAAUGUAUCGAUAACGUCGUCACCAUCAUCGGCGACAUAGGUGUUUUCAACGGACCGGACACGAUCAGCAGCACGGUGGCCACCAUCAAGACGGACAUCACCAAGCUACAGACGAGACCGGACGCCGCUACAAAGACGUUCAAGAUGCCGCACUUCGACAUCUGCGAGUUCGAUGACUACAACAAGUCGGACGCUUUGACAUGGUGGCAACGUUUCCUCAUGGAAGCGGCAUGCCGCACUGUCCCGGCGAACGACAUGUUGAAGGCACUCUAUUUGCAACUGAUUGGAGGAGCGCAGGCAUGGAUGAACCACCUGGUGGCCACCCACAAGUGCACCAUCGCCGAACUCCACACGCACAUCACGUGGAAGGAGUUCGAGCAGCUAUGGUUCACCCGGUUCAUGGUCCGCAACGUCGUGAAGACGGCCAUGAAUGAGGUGUACACAUGCUCUCAGGGGAACAUGCCAACUCGAGACUGGAUAUCGAAGUGGCAAAAGAUAGUGACCACACCAGGCUUGGACUUGACGUUCCUAAAUCAACGAUCCGAGUUCUUCUCGCGAUCAUGCGCGGGAUUGCGGACGGCACUCGGUAAUGAGUACGACUAUAUCACAUUCCAGGGCAUUCUAGAUCGAGCGAACUUGGUCAUCCAAAUGGACGAUAAGGCCGCUAACGAGAGACAAUCCCAGCCGUACUAUGUGGCUAAGCAGGCCUAUCAACGUYCGGCAYAUAACAAUGCCGUGAUUUCUGAGGAAACCGACGACCACCACGCUGCAGCAGCAUCCUCGAGUGAUGGAGGAAUUGUCGCAGCGCUCCCGCCGAAGCGUCCCAAGAGAGUUCGAAAGAACAAGGCGACACAAGAGACGGCAGCGAUGGGAGCUGGGAAGCCAUGGACGACAUAUAAGACCAAGGAGGUCUAUGACCUACGUCAGAAGUACGGAUACUGCCUUUGGUGCAACGGAGUCACCCAUGUGACCACACAAUGCCCGGAAAAGGGCAAGGCACGCAUCGUGAUCAUCUUCCGAAUAUACCCCGGAAAGAUUGCGGACUUGAAACUGCCAGUUUGCUUGAAGCAGAGUACUGCUCUUGCCGGUGGCGCCGACGGGCAAAUGAGUGGUGGGCGCUUGCACAUUGCAACAUUGCAAGUCCUGACGAUGGAGGGAGAGCUCCCAGGUGGUGCAAAGGCAUUUAUGACGUUGGAGAGAAACAUCGUGGUCGCAGCUGUGUCAACCAUUGCCAUGCGUUAUCGCAUUGAGAGAACAACAGUGCUCGAGGAUGAGAUUGUCCGUUCGCAGGCAGAGGCAGCUGAUGCAACCAGUGAUGGAUGCACCCGAUUGUGUGUCGCUUCUGGAAUCCAUUGUGCAAUUCUGCCGCGCCAUGGCAUCGGGUGUGAUCCCGUGGGCGACGCCGAGAUGGUGGAUGAGGAGGACGGGAGGGACAUGGGAGGAUCUCCACAGGUUGAUGACGCGGUGGAGGGCCACUACAAGGAGAAGCUGCGGAGUGGAGUAGUCAAUGGCGUGCGCCUGCUGUUUGCUGGAGGUUUCCCGCCUGUCCAUGGCCGUUUUCCUCACCAUUCCUCGUUUCUGUCUGCUGCCAGUAUCCUGCACAAUGACGCAUGCGUGAAACAACACGACGAGGAGCAGGAGAAGAGUGGCCAGCAGGGGGAACCACUAGAGGAUGUCUACCAUGAAUUGCAGCAGGCGAGGUGGUCUUGGUCCUCAAGCAAACAGUAUUUGACCAAGUCAACAAUCAUGUCGAUCGUUGCGUUUGCCGUGUCGAAGCAGCCGACCCAUCCCUACGAUGGACAGAAGCCGGGUACUUCUGGUCUGAGGAAGAAGGUGACCGUCUUCCAGCAGCCAAAUUACCUUCACAAUUUCGUGCAGGCCUCAUUCAAUGCACUGCCUGCGGAAAAAGUGAAAGGGUGCACCCUCGUCGUCUCGGGUGAUGGUCGGUACUUCUCGGAUGACGCUAUUCAGAUUAUCGUCAAGAUUGCUGCAGCGAAUGGAGUCGGCAGAGUUUGGAUAGGAAAGGACGGGUUGCUGUCAACGCCGGCAGUGUCUGCAGUGAUUCGCAACAGAUUGACGCCAGAGGGGGGUAAGGCGUAUGGAGCGUUCAUCCUCACAGCCAGCCACAAUCCGGGAGGUCCGACGGAAGAUUUCGGAAUCAAGUACAAUUGUGAAAAUGGCGGACCCGCACCCGAAGGGCUCACGAAUCAGAUCUUUGCGAACACGAAGACUAUCACGGAGUACUCGAUUGCCGAAGGCAUCCCCAGAAUCGACAUCUCCUCAAUCGGAACCAGAUCGUUCGUCGGUCCAGAUGGUCCCUUCGAGGUGGCGGUCAUCGACUCCGUGGAAGACUACCUGGCCUUGCUGAAAACCAUAUUUGACUUCACUGCCCUGAGGUCUCUGUUCUCUCACCCCGACUUCUCAUUCGUGUUUGAUGCCAUGCAUGGGGUUGGCGGAGUUUAUGCCAAGGCCGUCUUUGUGGACGAGCUUGGUGCCCCGGAGAGCAGUCUGAUGAACUGCGUUCCUAAGCCGGACUUCGGCGGUGGGCAUCCCGAUCCCAACCUGACGUAUGCAAAGGAGCUGGUUCAGAGGAUGGGAUUGGGCCAAACCGCCCCGGAGUUCAUUCCAGAGUUCGGUGCCGCAGCCGACGGGGACGCGGAUAGGAACAUGAUCCUGGGUAAGAAAUUCUUCGUUACCCCGUCGGACUCGGUGGCAAUCAUCGCUGCGAAUGCUGUCGCUUCCAUUCCGUAUUUCUCAGGUGGAUUGAAAGGAGUUGCGAGGAGCAUGCCCACCUCGGGUGCUUUGGACGUAGUGGCGAAGAAAGCGAACCUGAAGUUCUUCGAGGUUCCUACCGGAUGGAAGUUCUUUGGGAACCUGAUGGAUGCUGGCCUCUGCUCGGUCUGUGGCGAGGAGAGCUUUGGUACAGGGUCGGACCACGUUAGGGAGAAGGACGGGAUUUGGGCUGUGGUGGCGUGGCUGUCGAUUCUGGCUCACCUGAACAAACAGGAAGGCGUAGGGAAGAAGCUGGUCACGGUUGAGGAUGUGGUGAGGGCACACUGGGCAGAGUACGGGCGGCAUUACUACACCCGUUACGACUACGAGGGCGUGGACUCGGACGCUGCACAGUCGCUGAUGAAAGGGCUCGUUGACAAGCAGGCAUGUCUCGAGACUUUGAACAAGACUGUGUCGGCUAUCAGGUCGGACGUGCCAAAAAUAGCGCAUGCGGACGAGUUCGAGUACAAGGACCAGGUUGAUGGCAGCAUCUCAAGUCAUCAAGGUAUUCGGUUCCUGUUUGAAGAUGGCUCUCGUUUGAUCUUCCGCCUGUCGGGUACCGGAUCGUCUGGUGCGACCAUCCGCCUCUAUAUUGAGCAGUAUGAAACUGAUCCAAAGAAAACAGGAAGAGAUCCUCAGGAGGCUUUGUCCCCUCUGGUGGAAGUCGCACUGCAACUUUCUGAAAUGGAGGCAUUGACAGGCCGCUCUGCCCCAACCGUCAUUACGUAAGAGGGUUGCCAGUUUCGAUGCAGAACUCAGAGAGAGAGAGAGUGUACUCGCGCAACGACUUCCUUAGAUGCAUAUCCCCAUUUACACCUAUCCCUGGAUCUAUCUGAUGUAUAUCCAGGGCGGAAAUCAGUUUAAAUUUUAGUGUGAGUAUGCCUGAAAAUGGGGGUAUAAGUUACAUUUACUACCCCAAAACCCGGGGACGUUUGCCAAAGGGCUCGCAAGAGCUGGGUACCCGACCGAAGGCGCUGAAGGCGCCGUUUGAGUCUCUAGAUGAGUUAGAGAGGGGGUUCUGGUUCCAAUGCACAUUUCCUUAGGUGGCUAGUCUGUCUGUCUUUGUCUGUUUUUGUUGUGUUUGUGGCAAAAUAUUGCAAGUAGUUUGUGGAUUGAAGGUAGGGUUGGUGUGGUAAGUUCUGUAGAGCAUUUACGGUAAACUGGAUCUGACAACGCGUAAAUUGGCGUGCUGAGAUCUGUAGAAAACAUUCAUCGUUGACUGGACCCGAUAACACUUACAUGCGCAGGCGUGGUGUGGGAGUCGCUUUUUCGUCAUGAUGUGGGAGAAGUCUCUCAUAGGUGAAGGAUGACGAUUAGGAUGAGAGAGAGGUGAUUAGUAUGCGAGAGAGGACGAGGAGUAGGUUGUGAGAGAGGACGAGGGUUAGGAUGUGCUAUGUGACUUUUGUGGGAAAGUCGUUUGAUCU